This is a messenger RNA of Python bivittatus (Burmese python), 3742 nucleotides long. RefSeq names its product exocyst complex component 3 like 1 (gene EXOC3L1). The record is from RefSeq and is a predicted model, not a curated record. Gene Ontology annotation, biological process: exocytosis; exocyst localization. Gene Ontology annotation, cellular component: exocyst. NCBI's taxonomy places the organism in Eukaryota, Metazoa, Chordata, Lepidosauria, Squamata, Pythonidae. Gene Ontology annotation, molecular function: SNARE binding.
UAUGUAGAAAUGGCCUGGCUGAAAUUAUUUAUAUACUGUGUGUGGUUCUGUUUUGGAGCUUUGUCUAUUCAGGUUGCUUAAAUGAUCCUGUCUGAGAAGAAAGAAGUAUUUCAAUUUAUUUGGUAAUAGAAUGCAUGGGACACGAAUCCCUUGUCUUAAUGAAAAGGGAGGAAAUUUACAUGUUUCCACGGGCUGUGUUAGGUUCCAGAAAUGGCAACGUCCACCACGCAGCCUCUUGAGUACUGCGAUAGUUGGCCUGAAUGUUUAGAAAUAAACAAAAUGUUCAUGCAGAAGCUGCAGGGUAUCUACCAUCAGGGCCUGUGCAAAGCAGAAUAAGAAAGGUGUGUGGAUUCUGGCGACCAGGAUGCGUGCACGCUUGCUGUGGUCAAAAGCCAGCAGGGGCAUUGAUGCGCAGAGCUGUUUUGUGCUGCUUCAUCUGCAUUCCCUAAGAAUGAAACUGACCGGUAGAUUUGCUGUUUUCCCCGCCUUCCUAUUCCAACAUCCUGAGUGUAUCUGCUGCAGUGUUACAGAACAAGCCCCAGAGGAGCUGGGAAUAGGAUCACUGACGGAAACCGUAAUCACUGCCUCGGCUUCCUCUGCACAGCCCAGUCCAGUCCUAAGCUUUGAACCGGUGUCUCCUGCUGCAACUGAAACCAUGGGGAUGUCUUCAGAGGACAACGGUUCCACCAGUCCCAGAGAUGGGGAAUGGCCAGAACUGGAAAAAGCAGAGAAGCUAGCCAGAGGGGCUGCCUUAAAGUGGGCAUCUGGGGUGUUUUACCGACCAGACAAGCUGGGUGGUCUCGGGCAGUAUCAGAUUCGGGAGAGGCAGCGCAACAGAUUCAUCCAGUCCCGCAUAAAGUGCACUCUUCAGUCCUACCUGGAGGGCAUGAGCACAGGCUUGGAGGAGCUGCAUUCUGCCCUCGCAGAUGCCCAACAUGUACAACAAGAGCUGGGGAAUGUACAGAAGGAACUGGCAUCAUGCAUCGAUUCUUUUCGGAGCUUACAGCAGCUACGAGAACUGGCCGUGAAGCACACCCAGCUAGAGGCAGUGGUCCAGAUGUUGCCCCAGCUUUUCUCAGUACCUCAACUCCUUUCGGAAGCCUUCAAUCUCUUACAAAGCCAGCACCUCUUGAAAGCUCACCUAGGGCUCAUGGACCUGGAGAGUUUACGGGAUAACAUCCUAUCCCAGUUGUAUAGCCGCAGCCUGCUCAGUCCUUUGCACCUGGCCAGCGUUGAAUCCUAUUUUGGAGGUCUCCUGGAACUGAACGAUGCCUUGGCCCAGCAUCUGUGGGACACUGUUGCCCAUGCCACAAAAGUGGUGUCAGAGGACCCAUCCCUUUUUGUAUCAGCUCUGCGAAUCAUUGAGCGAGAGGAAGGCAUAGAUGCUAUCGUGCUGCUGAGGUCCCAGCCCCAUGGCUUCCUCCCACCAGGACGCCCAAAAUGUUGGAGAAGGAAAUUCUUCCAAGUCAUCCAAGAUACUGUCAUAGCUGCCUAUUUCCAGGCUGAGCCAAACAACACUCAAGGCCAGUGGCUUACUAGCCACUUGGCAUCCUUGCAGAGUAACAUUCUAGCUGAAUUACGCAUUGUGAAAGAUUUGAUGGUCCAGUGCUGCCCUCCUCAUUACAACAUCCUUACAGCCUUUGCCACCAUGUUCCAUCAAGGCCUUGCCAAUCACCUGCAUCAUAUUCUUACCUGGGACCUAGACAAACAAGAGAUCUUUGCUCUUCUCCACUGGGCAAUUCAUGUUUACCCAAGUUCUGAAAUGAUGGCUCACGCAGAUCUACUUCCUGAAGUGGACAUCUCAACCUUGGGUCCUCUGCUUCCAGCAGAUACAAUAGGCUAUCUAGAGGAGACUUACCUGGGGAAAGUACAGGCUAGUAUUGCAGAAUGGAUGCAGAAGGCACUAGAAAUGGAGUUUAAAGAAUGGCUUUGUGAAAAGGAACCUGAAUCUGACUAUCGAGGCUUCUUCCAGACCAAUCUGCCUAUCAUUGCCAUGCAGAUGCUUGAUGAAAACAUUCGGGUGGCAUCGCUCAUCUCCGGUAUUUUCCAGCAGAAAGUUCUUGAAAUGGCUUUGGGAGAGUUGGAGGUCUUUUUGGGCAGCCUGUAUGAGAAACUGGUGGAGUUUUGCAAAGUGCCUCAGCAAGAGCCCAGGGUGUCUGAGUGCUACACACCGUACUUGCUGUCCACUGUCAACAACUGCUUGGCUCUCAGCUCCUCCAUCUCAGUCUUGUUUGUCAAUGGAGUGCCAUCUGAAGAGCCAGCCAGGAUGCUACCAUCUCUGCACGCUGCCCUGGAGAAAAUCCAGAAGAAGGCAUGCCAACUUCUCCUGGAGGAAAUGCUGGCUGACUUGAAGCCACUCUUUGUCCAGUUGCCCUCCCACCAGUGGUUGCUGGGUGACGUUCAGCCGAUGAACAGCAUAUGUGAGGUGAUAGACAAGCAUGCGGAAGGUUUCUGCAGAACUCACAAACACGUCAGCAUGUACCUGCUGUCAGAAGCUGAGCACCUGGUUAUGAUCCAGUAUGUGACAUCCCUCUUGCAGAAACGGAUGAUGUGCCGAACAGCCAAGGAGAGGAGCAAGAUGUCCACAAGGAUGCUGCAGGAUACCUCUCAGCUCAAAGAACUCUUCCGUGCCCUGGGCUUGGAGGAGGACAAACUGACCCUCAAAGUCAUUGCUGAUCUGCAGCAGCUCAUCAGUGUCAAGGAUCCCUCUAUGCUUGGCCUGGAAGUGCUGGGAUUCAUGUCAAAAUAUCCUGAUAUCAGCGAGGACCACAUUUCCAUGUUCUUAUACUCGCGUGGCGACAUCUCCAAAGAAAUCUGCAAUAAUGUGCUGGAAAUCAUGGUGCAGAAUCCUCAAGUCCUACCGGAGAAUUAUGAUCCCAUUUUUAGCAAUAUCUUGGUCCCUGCUCCAGAGCUGCCCUUCUGCUUCAGCAAGUCCAAAUGUGCCUGAGAGUUCCUCAGCUGCUGUUGCCAACUGUCUCCCCGACCAUCUCUGAAUUCACUGACCUGCCCAGAUUGCAGCUGGCAGCCCUAGCAAGGUGGAGAAACUUACUGUAUGCCAACAAGCACUGCACCAUUUUGUGGGGGCAGAUGGAGGAACUUCUUUUAAACUGGACAAAUAUCAACUUUCUCUUUAUUUUGCAUAUCCACAAGUACCUUUUCCAGUUUCAGUGUUCUAAAUAUAACUGGGCACACUGUUCAGUUCAGCUAACGAUGAUUAAAAUUCUCUUUCUUGCAUAUGUGUAUAUAAAUUUCCUGGGACUUUUAAGUUUCUGUUCUUUGUUUGCUCUUCAGGAAACAUCUACGUACGUUUCUGAAAAGAAACUGUAAAUAUGAGCUGCUUGAGGCAAGCAGUGCCUUAGAUGUAGAGACAUCUCAGAAAAGACUUUGCAUUAGUCCCUUAAUAUUUAUCUUCCUGAGAGGAUGGGACCUUAUUAGAUAUCUGAGUUAGGAGAAUGUGGAAGAAGGUGUUUCGUGAGAGUUUCGGAAUCUAAACAGUACAGUUCUUGAAAGGUCAAAUCCCUCACCAUAAUGUUGGGUCCACAAAGUAGAAAUACAACAGCAAAGCUUAUCAACGUUAAUCAGUGUCUGCCAGAGCCUGACAGGUCCCAUUAUCAAUGUUUGAGAUUCCCUUUUACAAUUCCAUCAUUCUUAGUAAUGCUGAAUGACCAGGACCAACUGCCAUUGAAUUUUUUUUCCCAAAGUCCUGAUGUGGUGCUGUGUUUUUAGGUGCAUUGUGGGAAAU